AUGGAAGAAGCAUUGAAAGAUCCCAAGUGGAAAAAGGCAGUAGAAGAGGAAUUAAAAGCAUUGGAAAAUAACAAUACUUGGAUUAUAGUUGAUCUUCUGAAAGAUAAAAAAUCAAUUGACUGCAAAUGGGUAUUCACAGUAAAAUACAAAGCUGAUGGUAGCAUUGAAAGAUAUAAGGCGAGAUUAGUGACGACAGGAUUCACUCAAUCUUUUGGAGUUGAUUAUCAUGAAACGUUUGCUCCGGUAGCAAAACUAAACACUGUGAGAGUGUUACUGUCAUUAGCAGUUAAUGAGAAUUGGGUGCUUCAUCAGUUAGACAUAAAAAACGCAUUUUUAAACGAAAGCUUGGAGGAGGAAGUAUAUAUGCGAAUUCCACCGGGUGUGAAGAGCAAUACAGGAAAAGCAUGUAGAUUACUAAAGUCCUUGUAUGGACUUAAGCAAUCUCCAAGAGCCUGGUUUGUCAGAUUUACAAAGGUGAUUAUUCAGGAUGGUUACAAGCAAUGCAUGGAGGUUGCAAGGUCAAAAGAAGAAAUAAUGAUCAAUCAAAGGAAAUAUAUCCUUAAUCUACUAUCAGAAACUGGAAUGAAUGGAUGUAAGCCGACAGAAACACCCAUGGAAGCAAAUCUUAAGCUAAGGAGAGAAGAACUGAGAAGUCCUGCGGUGGUGUCUCGAAGUAGUGCAAAAGAAGAAUUUAGAGCAAUGGCACUUGGAAUUUACGAAGGAAUUUGGCUUCAAAGAAUGUUAACUGAGUUGGGUUAUGUGCCAACAAAUGGUUUGAACUUCAAAGUGACAGUGAAUGGUGGAACGGUGAAACUCAAUUAUGUUUCAACGAAGAAUCAGUUAGCAGAUAUUCUCACCAAAGCACUUCCAAGAAUUACCUUUGAUGAUAUUAUAUCCAAGUUGGGUCUUUUCAACAUUUACUCCCCAUGUAUAACUCUUUUGUGUUGUGUUGAUGGGCAUAUCGCUUGGUUUUUAGAUGAUGCAGACUUUGAUGGGUCAUUAAUGUUAGCUUCCAACUGGGGAACCUUGGAUUUUGUCAUGGUAAUUACUUGUCUCUUAUUCUCAUUGUUUUGA
Molecule: messenger RNA, 1074 nt
Organism: Hibiscus syriacus
Lineage: Eukaryota; Viridiplantae; Streptophyta; Magnoliopsida; Malvales; Malvaceae
Exons: 5
Coding region: 1-1074 (357 amino acids)
Source: RefSeq, a predicted model, not a curated record